AAAGCUGAGGAGAAAUCAAUUUUGUCACUUGAUAUUCAUCGUAAACACGUUAAAUGUAUCAUAAUGAACAAAAAUUGAAAUAAAAGUUGAUGCAAAUUAUCCGAUUCUGGUGAAUCUGUGAAGAGAAAUCUGCUAAUACUAGUUAUGAGCAAAGAACCAUGGUUGAAAUCUCUUCGUGUGAUUAACAGUGAAAAAUUUAGUAAAUAGCAAUAAAUCAUGGAUUAUGACUAUAUGUCUUUUCAAAGAGAAAAGGAUGUUCACAAUAAAUGUUAUGGUGGAAGAUUGUGGUGUAUAAAAGAUAUAUGUGGGAUUAUAUGUGCUAUCUUAACCUGGUUGUUAAUAAUUUAUGCAGAGUUUGUAGUAAUGGCAGUUAUCCUUAUUCCCACAAUAAAUACUUUAUACUCUAGUUUAAACACUGCAAUAUUUCAGUCAUUAACUUUCUUGGCUUUUGCAUCUCAUUUAAGGACAAUGUUCACAGAUCCAGGUGCUGUUCUGAAAGGAAAUGCUACCAAGGAAAUGAUUGAACAAAUGGGAUUUAGGGAUGGACAAGUCAUAUUUAAGUGUCCUAAAUGUUGUUGUAUUAAGCCUGAUAGAGCACAUCAUUGUUCUGUGUGCCAAAGAUGUAUUAGAAAAAUGGAUCAUCAUUGUCCAUGGGUUAAUAAUUGUGUUGGGGAAAAUAAUCAAAAAUAUUUUGUACUUUUUACUUUCUAUAUAGCAGCAAUGUCAUUGCAUUCUUUAUUGCUAUGUAUACAACAAUUUACUACAUGCAUAAGACAAGAAUGGAAAGAAUGUUCUACAUUUAAUCCACCUGCAACAGUGGUACUAUUACUUUGCUUGGCAUUCGAAGCCCUCUUAUUUGCCAUUUUCACGGCUGUAAUGUUAGGGACACAAUUACAAGCAAUUUGGAACGAUGAAACUGGUAUUGAGCAACUUAAAAAAGAAGAAGCCAGGUGGGUUCGUAAUAGUAGAUGGAAAUCCAUUCAAGCUGUCUUUGGAAGAUUUUCGAUUGCUUGGUUCUCACCCUUUACUUCUCCUCCAAAAGGAAAGACAAAGCAAGAUUCUUAUUUAUAUUCCGUGUAACAUGCAUCCCAGGGAUAUUUAAUAUUUGUAAAUGUAAAAUAAUUGUGAUGCAUCAUGAAUUCAUGUAUCAGCAAGGAGAAUAUUUAUAAUCUUGUACUGUUAUUUAACAUUCUUAUUUUAUUGCGACGAUUUAUGAGAGAUACUUAAACAAAACGAACAUCCAACAUAUAUAUUAUAAUUAAAAUUUGUAAACAUGUAAGCAUAUGAUAAGAUAUGCUUCUUGUAAAGCUUCUUGUAUUAAAACAUUUUAUUAUUGAUCGUAA
Bombus huntii is the source of this 1343-nucleotide messenger RNA. RefSeq names its product palmitoyltransferase ZDHHC3. Bases 217 to 1080 code for a protein of 287 amino acids. Gene Ontology annotation, molecular function: protein-cysteine S-palmitoyltransferase activity. The transcript is spliced from 7 exons. Gene Ontology annotation, biological process: peptidyl-L-cysteine S-palmitoylation; protein targeting to membrane. Gene Ontology annotation, cellular component: endoplasmic reticulum; Golgi apparatus. The record is from RefSeq and is a predicted model, not a curated record. NCBI's taxonomy places the organism in Eukaryota, Metazoa, Arthropoda, Insecta, Hymenoptera, Apidae.